Glycine soja is the source of this 1706-nucleotide messenger RNA. RefSeq names its product UDP-rhamnose/UDP-galactose transporter 4-like. Bases 467 to 1477 code for a protein of 336 amino acids. The transcript has 6 exons. Gene Ontology annotation, molecular function: antiporter activity; UDP-galactose transmembrane transporter activity. NCBI's taxonomy places the organism in Eukaryota, Viridiplantae, Streptophyta, Magnoliopsida, Fabales, Fabaceae. Gene Ontology annotation, cellular component: Golgi apparatus. The record is from RefSeq and is a predicted model, not a curated record.
AAGGUAACAAUAAACUAUCACCACCAGCAAUGGACAUAUAACAUGCACAUACAUAGUAUUUUUCAUUUCAUUGUCAGGAACAGGAAUGAUUAACAUAUUAAACUUUGUGUUGCUGCUGCCACGUACAAAUGCAAUGCAACGUUAGUGGUAUACACAAAAUUGACCAUUGUUCUUCAUGACAUUGCGUUUACGCUGCUAUUCCUGCUUCUCUCCCUAAUUGAAGAGAAGAAGCAGGACGUUACAAAAGCCAAACAGAGUGCCCUAAAUUCAAGCGCAACGAGUCAAACAAACAGAGAAAAAGAAGAAGCAAAGAACAAAACCACCGAACUCUGGUCUUUGUUUUUUCUCUCUCUAUAAACUUGUCUUCUCUCACAACCUCUCCUCACUUUUUCUUCCUCUUCUCUCACCACCUACCACGUCGUUUCCGAUAAAGCCAUUGGAUUUCGAAAUUAGUGAUACAUUGAACAUGUGUUCAGCAACCAAGGGCGAUAGGAAGACUGCACUUGAUGUGGCAUCAUGGAUGUUCAAUAUAGUCACAUCUGUCGGAAUAAUCCUUGUGAAUAAAGCCCUCAUGGCUACAUAUGGUUUCAGCUUUGCUACAACGUUAACUGGUCUGCAUUUUGCCACAACAACCUUGCUGACAGUCUUUCUUAAGUGGCUGGGAUAUAUCCAAACCUCCCACCUUCCCUUACCUGAUCUUAUCAAAUUUGUCUUAUUUGCAAAUUUCUCUAUUGUCGGCAUGAAUGUGAGUUUGAUGUGGAACUCUGUCGGUUUCUAUCAGAUUGCUAAGCUGAGUAUGAUUCCAGUAUCUUGUUUCCUGGAAGUUAUCUUGGACAAUGUGCGAUAUUCAAGGGACACAAAACUUAGCAUUUCUCUAGUUCUCCUUGGCGUUGCUGUAUGUACAGUCACUGAUGUGAGUGUCAAUGCUAAGGGUUUUAUAGCUGCUGCAGUGGCAGUUUGGAGCACCUCACUACAGCAGUAUUAUGUGCAUUUUCUUCAGAGGAAGUAUUCUCUUGGAUCGUUUAACUUGUUGGGCCACACUGCACCAGUACAGGCAGCAAGUUUACUACUAGUAGGUCCCUUUUUGGACUAUUGGCUGACAAAAAAACGAGUUGACGCCUACAACUAUGGUUUCACAUCCACUUUGUUCAUCAUUAUCUCCUGCACCAUCGCAGUAGGGACAAACCUCAGCCAGUUCAUCUGCAUUGGCAGGUUCACAGCUGUAUCUUUCCAAGUCCUUGGACACAUGAAGACUAUUCUGGUACUGGCCUUAGGUUUCGUUUUCUUCAGAAAAGAAGGUGUCAAUUUACAAGUGAUUCUGGGCAUGACCAUUGCAAUAGCGGGAAUGAUAUGGUAUGGCAAUGCAUCUUCUAAGCCAGGAGGGAAGGAACGUCUUAGCUUACCCCUUAACCAUACCCCCAAGACACAAGAGUAUAAUGUACUACCAGUAUCCUCUGAAAUGGAUCAAGAAAUAUAGAAGUUGAUGUAAAUAAAGUGGUGAAACUUCUAUGGUGAAUUGCACAGGAAAAUCAGGUGCCCUCUAGGACAGUUGAUUCAUUUUCUUAAAAAGUAGAAGGAAUUUCCCAAUUACUGAUAGAUACAUGGUCAUAUAUCUGUGCUUUGUGUUACUGAGUUGAGGGAGGAUACAUCCAAUGGUUUCAACUCCCGUUAAAGAUAAAAAAGAAAAGAAUUUGGAUUUUUCCACA